Messenger RNA from Kluyveromyces marxianus DMKU3-1042, 3048 nucleotides. It is a transcript of the gene HOS4, whose product is annotated as Hos4p. Bases 1 to 3048 code for a protein of 1015 amino acids. Lineage: Eukaryota; Fungi; Ascomycota; Saccharomycetes; Saccharomycetales; Saccharomycetaceae. The transcript has a single exon. Gene Ontology annotation, molecular function: protein binding. The record is from RefSeq and is a predicted model, not a curated record.
AUGAGCGAACCUGUGAAGAAAAGAAGCUUGGGAAGCUACCUAUCACGCAUUGGAGAAAGGCGAAAGGAACGGGAGAGGUUGGAACAGAAGCAAAAUGAGCUGAAAUCGAAGGAAGAAGAAGGGAAUUCGCAGCGGGGAUCGGAAGCAGGGUCGGGAGCAGGAACUCCAAAUGACGCUGGAAGCGAGCAGGAGAAAAUCGCCGAUAGGGCUGUGAUAGAAGAACCAGCCGCCCAAACUACGAAAACGGAAGCUGAAGCUGAAGCUGAACCUACACCUGCACCGGCAGCUGCUUCAUCUGAGACAGUCGUGCCGUUAAAAGAGGAAAAAGUUAUAACAACAGAAGAAGAAGAAAAAAUCACAACAACAGAUCCCGCACCAGCAGCUCCAGAAGACGAAGUACCGGUACCGAAGGUUGGGAAACAAAAAGGUAAAAGUAAGAGUGACGAGGAUAGCAGCGCAUUAAGUGAAAUCGAGAGUGACGCACCCACAGAACCCGCGUCACCGCCUCGGCCAAGGAAAGGCAGACUAAUACGUGGGGACCAGCUCGAGAGCGCAAACAACAGCCGACAGUCCAGCGUUCCAGUUUUGGGACGCGAUGGCCACGAUGGAAUGUCUGAAUCGGAGCUAUCUGACUUAUCCGAUACCAAUGCGGGCAAAAUAUCCAGCAGUAUAAUCCACGAGGAUUCCUCCCCUGUCAAGCAUUAUGAAAACAAAAGAAGGGCCUCGGGCCAUAUAGAGCACCAGAAUUCGACACACAAGAGAAUGAAGCAUGUCGGAACAUCGAAAGUCCCCAAGCAUAAAAAGAGUGUUCACAGGGAUGCUGGAGGAAGAACUAAGCUACAGAUUGCCUGCGACAAAGGUAAAUACGAUUUAGCAAAACGACUAAUAGAGGAGGAAGGUUACGAUGUGAAUGACCAAGAUAAUGCCGGAAACACACCGCUCCACGAAGCGGCUUUGAACGGCCACUUAUCAAUUGUAAAACUACUUGUGAAACAUGGCGCUGAUGUAAACAGACAAUCAUACGACAUGUUCUUGGACACUCCGUUAAUUGACGCUUCUGCAAACGGACAUCUUCCCGUGGUGAAAUACCUCUUGGAUCAUGGGGCUGACCCAACCAUGGUAAAUGCAAAGGGAUUGAGUGCAAUUGAAUCAAUUGAAGAGGAGUCAGACAUGGAUACGGAAGAUAGAAAAAUAGUUUAUGACAUGAAGGAUUUGUUAAAGAGAGCAGCAAGGAAAUACAUGAAGCAUUCCCAUCGUUCAAUACAAUCAAGCUCUCUAUCGAGGCAUUCGGAUGAUACAGAAAAGCAGCUAAACCACGACGAUGACUUCUAUUGGACAGAUAUAAGUUCCAAGACCGGCAAAAGCAAACUUUUACGUGCGUCAAAAGAGGGGAAACUAGCCUAUGUUGGAUCUUACCUAGAAAAUGGAGGCAGACCAGACUUCAAAUGUUUCCUAGAAAGUUGUAUGUACGGCCACGAUGACGUUGUCAGUUUAUUCCUUGCUUUUGGCGCACAAGUGAACAUGAGCAACAAGGAGGGCCAGACCCCGUUAAUGUUAUCUGUUGGCCGCGGUCAUGUUAACGUGGUGAAACUUUUAAUCGAAGCAGGUGCGGAUCCUGGAAAGAAGGAUAAGAACCAUAAAACCGCAUUGAACUACGCCAAACACAGCAGUUUAGGACUAACAGAUCCUGAAGAGAUUACAUUAUUGAAAGAAACCAUAAAGAAGCAAUACGGAUAUGUAGUUUCUGAUACAAAUGACGAAGAUGACGAGGAAGAAGAAGAGGAGGAGGAAGAAGAAGAAGAAGAGGAAGAGAAGAAGAACAAGAAGAGGAAGAAGGUGCAAGAAGAUAAACAGGAAAUCAAGGCCGAAGCCAAGGCCAAAUCAAAACCCAAACCUGAGUCUGAAAAGGAAAGUUCCUAUGGAACUUCUCGCGAGCCGUCCUCUGUUCCAGUCCCAAUCAAGACUGAAAAGAGACAGGAAGAGCCAGAACACUCGGAGAAAACCCCACCAGUCGUUGCUACGGAGCCUCAUACCAAGCACGAAUCGAGAACGGCAUCUCCAGAGGCUCUUUCGCUAACCGGAUCCGCAUUAGAAAAAUUUGACACGAGAUCUAGUUCGUCGGUGUCUACCCAUGCCCAAGCGAGAAGCGUCUCUGUGCCCCACCAAACAUCAACGCCGCCACCGCUACCCAAGGAAACCGAAGAGGAAAAGGCCGAAAGACUCAAAAGCGAGGAAGAGUAUAGACAGAAGCGUUUGUUGCAGAAGAAGCGCAAGGAACAAGAGUUUUUGAACAAACUUGCAGAAGACGAGCGGAAGCGUAUCGAGGAGAAGGAAAAGCUCAAGCAGCAAGAGCUAGAGAGACAGGAGAAGGCAAGACAGGAACAAUUGCUCAAGGAAGAGGAGCUUCGGAACAAGGCCGAGAUCCAAAGAAGAAUAAAAAUAAGAGAAAGUUACCCAAUGGGACUCAGAUCCAUCGACUUCAAGGACCUCGCCAACUACCAGAACUUCGGCCCGGUGUACUACUUCACAGAUGCUAAUUCGAGCUCGACUUGGGUCCUAGACCUACAAAUGAGUGUCAUUACCAAGGAAAACGUAGAGUCCCUCCAACAAGCCUGCUCCAACGUCCAGCCUGUCCAACAGCAACAGUACCCGCAACUGUGGAACCUCUACAAACAUAUCUUCCUCUACGGAGGCACAAACAACAGCGACCUUUUCAACGCUCUACCCUGGAAGCAGCGUCUACAAAUAGAGCAACAAGAAUACAAGAAGUUCGCCGCCCUUCCACUACACUGGAUCGACCUCACACAACUACUCGACUCCAAUUUCCUCACAGACCACCAGCAGCCUGUCGGCAAUUGGAUUUCGAGCAACCUCAUCGAGUUCGUACCCGUAUCAACUACUUCUACUUCUACUACAACACCUAGCUACAAGAGAACACAUGCUCGUGACCCGGCCAAGGACGCCUCCACAAAGCGGCUCGUGCCGCCAAAGUACCUCUUGCGGUCCAAGGUCCAGCCAUGGCUCAACUCUACCAAGGCCCUUUGGUAG